CCUUGCAUUGUCACCCAAGGGAGGAAAGAAAAAAGAGAGAGAACAAAAACUUUUGCAGCCUCCAGAGCCAAUUAUUUCUUUGAUAGUUGCAAAGAAAAAAAAAGAAGAAGAAGAUAACGAUGGGAAGGAGGAGAGAUGCUGAGGCCGAGCUCAACCUGCCACCCGGAUUUCGGUUCCACCCGACCGACGAGGAGCUCGUCCUCCAUUACCUCUGCAAGAAGGUGGCCUACCAGCCCCUGCCCGUGCCGAUCAUCGCCGAGGUCGAUCUCUAUAAGUACGACCCUUGGGAGCUUCCAGACAAGGCGUUGUUCGGACGGAGGGAGUGGUAUUUCUUCACCCCUCGCGAUCGCAAGUACCCGAAUGGCUCGAGGCCUAACAGGGCCGCCGGGAAGGGGUACUGGAAGGCGACGGGGGCCGAUAAGCCCGUGGUGCCGAGGGGGAGCGCCAGGCCUCUGGGGAUCAAGAAAGCGUUGGUGUUCUACUCUGGAAAGGCGCCGAGAGGACUCAAGACUGAUUGGAUCAUGCAUGAGUACAGGCUUGCCGGUACAAACCGAGCCACAAACAAGGGAAGCCUGAAGCUUGAUGAAUGGGUUCUAUGCCGGCUGUACAACAAGAAGAACACCUGGGAGAAGAUGCAACAACAAAAGGAGGAGGCAUCAUUUGGAGAGACGAUGGAUUCCUUGGAUGACACCGGAUCGGACAGCUUCAGGACACCUGAAUCGGACAUAGAUAACGAUGUCGUGCUCCCGGACUUCGAUGAUAUGGGUCGGCUUGGAGCUUACCCAUCCCAAGCUUCCAAAGGAAUUCAAGCAGCAAGAGCCAGCAGCACAGCUGGGUCUCAGCUGCCAGCAAUGGAGCAGCGUCAGAAAGAAGAGAACGAGUGGUUCAUGGACUUGAAGCUGGAUGACUUGCAGAGUUCGUACAUGGCUUUUGGAUCCGCAUCUGCUCCCGAUAUGUUGAGCCAGGAUUACUACACCUCAAACCUUCCACAACUGAGGUCGAACCAGAAUGACCUGCCACCCUUUUAAAGCUGGAAAUAACGGCUGUAUAUAAGGGUGAAUGGGCAGGAGGAGGAGAAUACAAUCUAGUGGUAGGACAAAGUUUCAAAUGAACUCUGUAGGAUUCUUUUGUUUGAUUUCAUCAACUCUAUAUAGAUAAAUCCAUUCAUGAGCAAUGGGAUGGUGGCUUUAAUUUGUACAUAUGAUAAUGUAAUUUUCUAGUAGAACUUUUGUUUGAUUUA
Molecule: messenger RNA, 1240 nt
Organism: Phoenix dactylifera (date palm)
Lineage: Eukaryota; Viridiplantae; Streptophyta; Magnoliopsida; Arecales; Arecaceae
Product: NAC domain-containing protein 68-like
Biological process (GO): regulation of DNA-templated transcription
Molecular function (GO): DNA binding
Source: RefSeq, a predicted model, not a curated record